AUGAUAGAGGGUAGCUUAGGGACACUAGGGAUGAAGCAGCACCAUGAAGAAUUGCCAAAAUUGAGAGUUGGUGAAAAUAAAACUAAUAUGAAAAAUUUAUUAAGAAUUAUUGCAAAUCAAAAGUCAUUUUGGAGAAUUUUUGAAUUUUUACUAUGAAUUUUUUGUCCUGAACUUUUCUAUUUCACUUUUAUUUUAUAUUAA
Molecule: messenger RNA, 201 nt
Organism: Blepharisma stoltei
Lineage: Eukaryota; Ciliophora; Heterotrichea; Heterotrichida; Blepharismidae
Source: the annotation of a GenBank genome assembly